AUGCAUCAACCGCCGUAUCCCCCGAGCCAGGCGCAGCCGUUGCCUCCCGAUAUGCACUCGCAUCCACACGCACCACCGUACGCGGCGCACCAGAUGCAGCAGCUCCCGUCAAUGCCCCCACCGGGCACAUCCUACCCAGACAGCGUUCCAAUGGCGGGUCCCGGAGCGCUGCAACCAGGCCAGCCCGGCGACGGCGCCCAACCGACCGCAUCCCAUGAACGCGUCCCGCUCACCCCCGAGCAGAAACGACAGCAGGAAAUAAACCUCAAGCCGUACUCGUCUGAGGAUGAUCAAGGUCGCGUAUACUCCCUUGAUGUUGUGCAACAGCCACAACGUGCGCGGAUGUGUGGCUUUGGAGACAAGGACCGGCGGCCCAUCACCCCUCCACCUUGCGUGAGGCUCAUCGUCAAAGAUGCCAAGACCGGAAAGGAGAUUGACUGCAAUGAGAUUGAGCAUACAAUGUAUGUGCUCAAUGUUGAUUUGUGGUCCGAGGACGCCCUGAAGGAAGUGAACCUUGUUCGUCACACAACCGCGACCCCCUCAAUAUCCUCGACUUCUCCAGCGUCCUAUGCCCAGAUCGAACAGGCUACUCCGGCCUACUCGCACAUUCUGCCGUCUAGUCGCGAUAUGGGCUACUCCCAACAAAUGGGCUACCCUCCCCCCGGUCAAGCGGUCAGCCCCUACGGCAUGCAGCAGCCAUUUACCCAAGCGGGCUUUGUGUCGCCUAAUGGGACCGGCUACCAGCCUCCGAAUCAGUACUAUCCCCAGGCCGAGAUGGGCCUUACACAGCUUGUUACCUCGCCAUACGGCGCCCCGCGAGUGUAUGAUCCUCAGUUUGGCGGCUUGCCUCAACGCAUGUCUAUUAGUGGAAACCCCCCGACUGGCAUGUUCACCCGGAACCUCAUUGGAAGCCUUGCUGCCAGUGCGUUCCGCCUUCAAGAUACCCAGGAUAAGAUCGGCAUUUGGUUUAUCCUGCAGGAUCUGAGCGUCCGCACCGAAGGGUGCUUUCGUACAUCUCCAAGCCUACGGUUCUCGUUCGUCAAUGUCGGUGCUCCCGGCCAGUCGGGCAACGGCUCUAUCAAUGUCGGCAAGGCGCCCGUUCUCGCCUCGGUCUUCAGCGACGUCUUCCAGGUUUAUUCGGCCAAGAAGUUCCCGGGAGUCUGCGAGAGCACGGCCCUGAGCAAAUGUUUCGCGAGCCAGGGCAUCAAGAUCCCCAUUCGCAAGGACAACCCUAACAAGAGCUCCAACCAAGACGACGACGACUACGAUUAA
Parathielavia appendiculata is the source of this 1272-nucleotide messenger RNA. RefSeq lists its product as uncharacterized. Lineage: Eukaryota; Fungi; Ascomycota; Sordariomycetes; Sordariales; Chaetomiaceae. The record is from RefSeq and is a predicted model, not a curated record. The transcript is spliced from 6 exons. Bases 1 to 1272 code for a protein of 423 amino acids.